AUGCGAGUAAAAGACCCAGCCAAUCAAUCCAGAGAACUUCAAUUUUGCAGGUACUGCGUAUAUGCUGCACGAACGGUUAUGGCAGUUGCCCGUCUAAAACUUCAAAUCCCCAACCCUGAUGGGGAUCUGUUCACGUCAGAGCGUGGCAAGCUAAUUAUUGGACAUUUCCAUCAAAUUCUCGAUCAGUUUAAAUUCAAAUUUGACUUGCCUAUAUCGUUAGACGUGCGGGAGUAUGGCGAACAAGUUAGAAUUGAGAUCUACGAGAUAAAGCCUUGUUCGCGAUCGACAAAGUGGUUGCUUGCGAUUUUCGAGUACUUUGCAAUACUGAAGAACAAGAAACUGAAGAUAUACCCUAGCGUGAUUGUACAUUCGCCGCAGCUCUUUUCUACUAAAAUUAGAUCAUCACAUCAGCGCUCUCUGGGAGCAAUUUAUUUUGGAAAUUUGCAGCGUGGUAUUUUUAUCAAUCAUUGGGAGGUGUCUUUUAAACGAGAGAAUACAAAUAAUCGAAUAUGGGCAGAUUUUCUGUAUGACGAAAAUGAUCUUCUGUGUAUUACUUUUGCGAACCCUGAGGAAGACUAUCCAAGUCUUCCAUCUGGGCAGCAUUCAACAGAGCUUGCCAAUGGGAUAGCUAAUUACAAAUUGCAGGUACGCUUGUCUUCUGUCUCUCGCAUCAUGAUUGAAGGACCGAGUCCGUGUGAUCCUCUCCGGAUUUAUUUCGAGUUGAGAUAUCCGGUGAUUGUACGCAGAAGUUUUCAAGUUAGAGGACAGAGAAACAAGGGAUACACACGAUACCUUGAAAUCCGCCGAGGGAGAACCGCAAACGAUAUUCCUGAUGUGAAGGCUCUCACAGAUAGUCCAGUAUUCAUGAUCGAAUUCUAUCCUUUGCCAAAACUACCUUUAUUCUACGAGAUACUGUCACGACUUCGAAUGAGGACCGGAUUAGGCAUUGAAAUCAGUCAUUUUUCGAUGCGGAACUAUUUGUAUUUCAAAGAUGACUGUCCUUAUGCUCGUUGGGUCCCUUCGAAUUUGGAUAGGAACGCUGCCACGUCUCAAGACGAUGACAUCUUCGAUGAGUUUCUGGAUCGGACCAUCAAAAUGAAGGAUUUGUACGACGCUAACAAAUACGCUGUGAGGCCUGAGUGGGUCACUGAUGUGUUCCGAGAACGCAGAUUCUCCUUGAUAUUUCUCAUAGAGCUAUUAAUUUCUAAGGGGGCAGUUGUAAAGGAUCAGCUGCUGCUGGAUAAAGAAAGCUGGUGUCGCUUUCUGAUGGUCGUCAACGAUUGUUAUUUGAGGGACAGAGAGGUCUGCCUUUCAUCACUAGAACGCAUUGCAACGAUGAUUGACGAACGAGGGAAGCUUGAUUCCAUUCGUUGGGCUCUGCUGAAUGAGUUUGAAGAUGAAUGUCGUCAUGGGUAUACUAUGCAAUUGUCCAAGGAGGAAAUCAAACGUGGUUACCGUAGAGUUCGGAAGAUAGUCGUUACUCCGUCACGAAUCAUCUAUGUUCCGCCUGAGACAUUGAUGCCAAACCGAGUCAUAAGGAAAUACGAUCAUGAUGGCGCCAGAAUUCUGCGUGUGACAUUCAGAGAUGACGAUAAUCAGCCAAUGCGGCCAUCAAAAACUUCAGAGUUAUUGAUCGAAGAAACGUUGCGAAAAGUGUUACGCGAAGGAAUCGUUGUGGCCGGGAGAAACUUCGGCUAUCUUGGAAAUUCGAAUUCCCAAAUGCGUGAUAGAGGGGCGUACUUCAUGGAAAAGUAUUCCCGUCAUCAGUUUUUUGAGUAUUUAAAUAAACAUAAACUAUCACCAGAACCUACUUGGCAGCCGAGGGUUGAUCAAGUGCGAGAGGAACUAGGAGAUUUUUUGAAAAUGGAGAAUGUAUACAAACUGAUGGCCAGACUUGGACAAUGCUUCACGCAGAGCAGAGAGUCUGGGGCAAUCUUCCAAAGGAGUGAAUAUUUUGCCGUCCCUGAUGUCAUCGGAGGCCGCAACAGUUUGAAUGAAAGUUACAAGUUCAGCGACGGUGUGGGGAUGCUCAGCAUGGCCUUCGCAACAGAAAUUGCAAGAGACAUGAUGCUAGGCAAAUGCGUACCGAGUUGCUAUCAGUUCCGAUUCCGUGGGUUCAAAGGAGUCAUGGCGGUAAAUCCAUUUUUGGAUGAAAUUGCUCAGUGGGCAGAUACAAACAAUAUCCGUGAGCCGAAUAUGUUUGGUUGCGAAAGGUGGCUGGUGAAGAUGAUUUUUCGCGAGAGUCAGCAAAAAUUUGUCACAAAACGCAAGGAGAAGGAAGCGAUCGAGAUAGUGAAAUACUCGAGUCCAUCUCCUGUAGCUUUGAACAAGCCAUUCAUAUGUAUUUUGAAUCAGACAUCAAAGCUGCAGUCCCGUGAGAGCCAUGAACGUAUAACCAACAGAAUCGAACAGUUUGCAGAGGAGCAGCUGCGAGGCUUUGCUCGCUCACUUUUAUACGAGAAAGAAUGCAGGAAUAAGCUCAAGGAGCUACCUCAGCGGAUUUGCAUUGAUCGGCUUCCAUUACAUGCCGGUUUUUCUUUGAGUACUGAACCAUUUUUCCGUUCGCUGGUCAGAGCCAUGGCAACAUUUUAUAUAGUUAAACAAAUGCGGAAGCAACAGUUUCCAAUACCAUUCGAUAAAGGAAGAACGAUGCUUGGUGUGAUAGACGACACUGGGCAACUGCAAUAUGGUCAAGUGUUUGUUCAGUAUACCGAGCACAGACAUUUGAAAACUCCACCACCGCAGGCUUCCAAAAAAGUGCUUACUGGGAAAGUAAUGCUGACCAAAAGCCCGUGUAUUGUGCCUGGCGACGUGCGCGUAUUUAAUGCAGUCGAUAUUCCUGACCUUCAUCACCUAUGUGAUGUUGUUGUUUUUCCGCAGCAUGGACCUCGUCCACUUACGGACCAGAUGGCAGGGUCGGAUCUUGAUGGUGAUGAAUUUGCGGUAAUCUGGGACAAGGAACUUAUGCUUGACAGGAAUGAAGAAGCUUUCGACUACACAUCUGAAAAACCAGUGUAUAAACCUGUCAAAAAGGGCACAAUUUCCGAAGACAUGGUGGACGUUUAUGUUAACUACGUAAUGCAUGAUUCAAUUGGCACUAUAGGGAAUGCUUUUCAGUUCCAAGCCGAUCUUUAUGGAAUAACUUCUAAGGUAUGCUUAUCGUUAGCGAAGAAGCACUCGCAGGCGGUAGACUUCUCGAAAACUGGCCGGCCUCCAUCCCGCCUGACGGAGAAUUGGUCAAGUGAUGGCACGCCUCCAGAAAAACCGGAACGGCAGCCUGACUUUCACAUCACAAACGAGAUAGGGAAACCUAUCUAUCACAGUAAAAAUCUUUUGGGAAGCGUUUGUAGAGGGAUCAGAGUUGUUGAUGAUAUCCUUAGAUCGCCAGAAGCAUCAGUAGAUGAUCAGAUAGAGCUGGACAAAUAUAUCACUAUCGAUGGCUGGGAGAAAGACGAGCAGAUAGCCAUGCGUGAACUAAUGCGUUACAAUGGGCUUCUCAGGGGUUUAUUGGAGAAUUACGGAAUAAAAUCAGAAGCAGAAGCAUUUACGGGUUGCAUCACAGAGAUGCGAAAUCGCAUUUCGGAUCGCGAUCAGGAUGACAUGUCUUAUUUUACUACCAAUGAAGUGAUUGAAAAUAGGAUUGCAAAUCUUUUUCGCAAGUUCAGGGAAAACUUUUUUGCCGAGUUUGGUGGUUGGCAAAGUUGCUUGAAGCACGCAACCACUCCGUACGCAAACAACGAUGAUGUUCUUGAUUACUACAUAACCUGUCCAUCUCUGAGCAUGAAGAGAAAAGCUGUCGCAUACUAUCGCACAUGUUACGAUCUCGCUAGAGGUAGCGAAGAGCGGUUGCUUUCGUUCGCAUGGUUGGCCUAUGAUGUGUUAGCUGUCGUAAAGCAACAUAAUAUCAUUUGUGACGAAGAUUACUAUCCGCCAACCUGUCCCGUGUUAGAUGUACUGGAGUCUCGUUUGGAGUUAUUUUAUUUGGAUAAUUUGGAGAAAAUUGAAGCUUUGAUGGGACAACUAAGCGAGACAAAGACACAGCUGUAUCGUUAUCUGAGGUAUUACCCAGGUUUGGAACAAAUAUUUUAUGUAUUGGUUUCGUGGGCACGGUGUAAUCAGCUGUUGAAUGGAUGUAUACAAGCGGAACAUAUGUGUGUGGUACUAGUUCUAUUCGCUACCGGUCGUAUCGCUGGAUCUAUCAGUAUAAUGCCUCCUGUAUUGGAUACGCUGUCAGCAGCCACGAUUGAAGAGGACGAUAUUAUCAAGCCUACCACUGAACAAUACAUCAAUAUGCUUAUUUUAUUUUACGAGUACAUGGCUUCUAGAUAUUUCAAAAAUCUCACGCAGCUGUCAUUCGCGGAGUUGGGUUGUGACUCCGUAUUCUUGCGAGGGCAGUGGCUGCCUGUACAUGAGGCAGCAGCUAACACCUAUUACAAUUUGGUGCUCAAUAUGGACUUUGAGGGUUUAUUUGAUCCUCUGCAAGGUUUUUUAUCGACAAGUGGUUCAUGCCAAGAGUGUGAACCAUUUAUCAUCGAAUUACCCGUUGACUCAUCUCUUGGCGCUUUGGAAGAGCGAAUUAAGAAGAAGACGGGAGUCACUGGUUUAUCCCUCCGAAGAUCUGCUAGUCACUAUUAUAAAACUAGAGUAGCUGUCUGUGCUCGUGGAACAACCUACAGUUUACGCUUGCUCAGGAAGCUUCUUAUUGUUACACCGCCGCAGGCUAUACUUGAUCAUGCCUCGAAAAUCUCGGAACUUCUGCCCACUUUACUCUACAAGAAAAUUAUGGAUUGAUGUACCCAACUUGCUUGUCUCCGGCAUCGUUCAUAUUUUGAGCAAUCCUGCCAAGUUGCGUGCCGCGCGAUUUGGCAAUUUGCCGGCGUGCCUACUAAUCCAUUUCGCGCAAAUUUUCAGUACAUAGAUAUCAGCUCAGGUUAUGUUACAGCCUUUGUAAACUUAUGCAAACAGGUCAAGUAUUGCUUGUAAACAUAUGCAUAAAUUUGCGAGUGAUGCUUCUAGGAGAGUGCAGCGUCGCCAAACAAGUUUUCAGUAUCAAUCCUCAUUUGAGUAUGUUUGCAUUGUUGGUACUUGUUAUCUACAAUCCGUUCUGGCUCAAACUUCCCGGUUCGCUUAGUCUAUAAUUUGAGUAACACAAGUAGUAGCUUUUUUGCAUAGUCAACUUGUACAUAUUGGAUUCAUGUGCAGGCAAAAUCAGGUGGAAACCUAGAUUCCACUUGAUAAAGCCCAUUUUGCAAGCUGCGUUAUUUACCAUUUCAUGAAAUGCCUAAUAUUUCUUUUAUCUUUCGCUACCUAUGUCCCUCAUUUGAAUUCAAUACAGGAGAAAGCCAUAAAUAUAGAAAAACGCUACAGUGUUUUUUGCUGUUCCUUCAUUCGAUCUCCUCUAGUUCAACAUGUUGUCAGAUCGUAUAGUUGUGUAUUAUUGUUGAACUGUUUGUGCUGUACCUGCAAUAAAUACUGUAGUGCG
Cylicocyclus nassatus is the source of this 5482-nucleotide messenger RNA. The record is from the annotation of a GenBank genome assembly. NCBI's taxonomy places the organism in Eukaryota, Metazoa, Nematoda, Chromadorea, Rhabditida, Strongylidae.